Messenger RNA from Patiria miniata (bat star), 1212 nucleotides. RefSeq lists its product as uncharacterized. The record is from RefSeq and is a predicted model, not a curated record. Lineage: Eukaryota; Metazoa; Echinodermata; Asteroidea; Valvatida; Asterinidae. The transcript is spliced from 9 exons. Bases 159 to 623 code for a protein of 154 amino acids.
UCCUUCGUUACCACUAUCGUAAGCUCUGCACCGUCCAUUUACAUCUCCAAAAAGUAUAAAAAGUCUGUCUCGUUCUUCGAAUAGUCAUUCCGGCGAUUGUCGUCAACUAGCAAGCUUAUCUCUACAUCAGGAGCACAACAGCGUCAACUUCAUUCAAGAUGAAGGCUUAUAUCUGUUUGGUCGUUCUGGUGUGCCUGGGCUCUGUCCUCUCGGCUAAAACUAAUGAAGCCGACGAGGUUGUUGUGAAACAAUAUCUAGGAGCGCCCUGUGGUUUUGAUUCUCCACCUUGCGAUCCCGGCUUGACCUGCAUGCCAUGGGGAAGGUGCGAGUUUACUCGCAAGAGAAUGGCAAAUGUUGAAGCCGACGAGGUUGUUGUGAAACAAUAUCUAGGAGCGCCCUGUGGUUUUGAUUCUCCACCGUGCGAUCCCGGCUUGACCUGCAUGCCAUGGGGAAGGUGCGAGUUUACUCGCAAGAGAAUGGCAAAUGUUGAAGCCGACGAGGUUGCUGUGAAGCAAUAUCCAGGAGCGCCCUGUGGUUUUGAUUAUCCAAUGUGCGAUCCCGGCUUGACCUGCAUGCCAUGGGGAAAGUGCGACUUUGCUCGCAAGAGAAUGGCAAAAUAUUGAAGAUUCCAAAUGCCAGCAGCCUUGGGAUGAUGAAGUCGCAAUUGAUUAUUUAUUACGGUGUAGGGAUUAAGUUGUAUUGUCUUUGCCUUGUUCGAGUUAAAUGAGACUUUUUGCAUCUACAUGUAAUUGAAAUUCCCACAAGGAAUAAAAGUUGACAAAGCUAACUCCCGUGAGUAAAUUAAUGACAUAUUUCUCGAUUACUAUUUAAUCUGAUCCUAGUCUGAAUCUUUAUCUGGAAAUGAACAACAACACCCGAUGGGUGUCACGAUUGUGAAGCUACCACUGCGAGUUUCUCUGACACAACUUCCUUCUUUGCAUCGCAUUUAUUUAUCAUGUUGUCUUGUUAUUACAUAGGCCUUUCUUUACAGCUUGCUGAAAUCAGUUGUCACUUACAAGAUAUUAUACAGUGAAUUAUGAAGACUUAAAACUGACCUGUAGGCAGAUGAGAAAAAUCAUACGCUAUAUCUGAACUAAACAAAAGCAUGAAAAGUCGUUCUGGGUGGUGGGUCUUAAUUAUUGUAAUCACACUUUUAAGAUUUCUGUUGAAUAAAUGCUGUUGGCAUGGUAUGAGCUCCUGCGACCAAAGUUA